AUGUUAGUUCCACCAAUUGAUACACUUGUUGGCUGGAUAACCAACAAGGGCAAACAGCCUGACUGCGGGUCUCACAGAUUGAGAGAAGUUGACUUGGACACUGAGACCAGCAGGAAGAAAUGCAAGGUUGUCAAGAUGGGUGCAUCUUUGCCCGCAGUGCCAACAAAGUCCAAGGAUGCGACCAAAGAGGUCAAACAGGUGGAAGCAAAGACUAAGAUUGGCCAAGUGCAGCCAAAGGCGAAAGGAAAGGGAAAGGAGAAGGCCGAGAAAACUGCCAAGCCAGAACAGUACAUUCCCGGCUGUCAGAGAUGUGAUGACGAGCCUUGUCUGGUUAUCAUUGGAUGCGAGGGACUGAUGGAACAGGACUUCAACUCGCGUAUCUCCUCCAUGCAUACUAAACUUUUGGUGAUGCAGCUCAAUGUCGGCACCACGGUAACAUUGGUCAAUGGACUUGUCGGCAUGGUAGAGAAGCUUCGGCAGGAGCAAGUUGUUCCCAAUCCAUUGUUCCAACCACCAACGAUGAGCUAUGGCAAUAGUUCCUUUGCCACAGCAUUUGGCAUGAGAUACUUGAACAGUGUUUAUGGCCCUUUGGUUCCUCCCAUCCCACAGUCGGCCAAUAUUGGUCAAUAG
Messenger RNA from Suillus bovinus, 630 nucleotides. RefSeq lists its product as uncharacterized. The coding region runs from base 1 to 630 and encodes 209 amino acids. Lineage: Eukaryota; Fungi; Basidiomycota; Agaricomycetes; Boletales; Suillaceae. The record is from RefSeq and is a predicted model, not a curated record. The transcript is spliced from 6 exons.